Molecule: messenger RNA, 1604 nt
Organism: Abrus precatorius (Indian licorice)
Lineage: Eukaryota; Viridiplantae; Streptophyta; Magnoliopsida; Fabales; Fabaceae
Product: probable ethanolamine kinase
Exons: 11
Coding region: 137-1273 (378 amino acids)
Biological process (GO): phosphatidylcholine biosynthetic process; phosphatidylethanolamine biosynthetic process
Cellular component (GO): cytoplasm
Molecular function (GO): choline kinase activity; ethanolamine kinase activity
Source: RefSeq, a predicted model, not a curated record
GGUCAUUCCGUGGGAAAAGAAAAAAGAAAAAUCUCCAAACCUAAAGGAGACACCGUUCAAUUCAAAAUCAGCCAAACACCACGAAUGCCCUUUGAAAGUUGAAGCCAUCGUUGUUUCUGUUCUUCGAUUUGAAUCAAUGGGUGCAGAAGUUAAGAUCUGGAAUCCCAUUGAAGUGGCUGAGCAAGCUCGUGAAGACUAUGCCUCGCAGAUUCUUCCCUCGCAUCUCACCAUUGACCCUUCCCUUUCCCUUCCUCAAAUGACACCUCUCGUCCUUAAGUUGUGCAAGGAUAUGUUCAAGGCAUGGUCAAAUUUGGAUGAUUCUUGCUUUGCUGUUGAGAAAAUUUCUGGGGGCAUAACAAAUUUGUUACUCAAGGUUUCGGUUAAACAAGACAGUUGUAUUGAGGAAAUUAUAACCAUCAGACUGUAUGGACCGAACACUGAGCACAUUAUCGAUCGUCAGCGGGAAUUGCAGGCCACCAAAUACGUCACAGCUGCAGGAUUUGGUGCUAAAUGGCUUGGCAUAUUUGGGAAUGGAACAGUACAAUCUUUUAUAAAUGCAGAGACUCUAUCUCCGUCAGACAUGCGGGAGCCAAAGCUGGCUGCUAAAAUAGCUAAGCAACUUCAAAGAUUUCAUCAUGUGGAAAUUCCUGGUUCAAAGGAACCUCAAUUAUGGAACGAUAUCUGGAAGUUCUUUCACAAAGCAUCUGUUCUUGAAUUUGAUGAUAGUAAAAUGCAAGAUACUUAUGAGACAAUUUCAUUCAAGGAAGUUCACGAUGAAAUUGUUGAGCUCAAGGGAUUGUGUGAUCGACUCAAAUCUCCUAUAAUUUUUGCUCACAAUGACUUGCUUUCUGGAAAUAUAAUGAUUAAUUAUGAAGAAGAUAAACUCUACUUCAUUGAUUAUGAAUAUGCAUCCUACAACUACAGAGGUUAUGAUAUAGGAAACCACUUUGCAGAAUAUGCUGGCUUUGAAUGCGACUCUGACUUGUACCCAAAUAUGAAUGAACAAUAUCAUUUUUUCAGGCAUUACUUACAACCUGACAAACCACACCAGGUGUCUGAGAAAGAUCUUGAAAUUUUGUAUGUUGAGGCAAAUACAUUUUCCCUUGCCUCGCACGUUUUCUGGGCAUUGUGGGGGCUAAUUCAGGCAAAAAUGUCUCCAAUUGAUUUUGAUUAUCUUGGCUACUUUUUCCUUCGAUACAACGAGUACAAAAGGCAGAAAGACAAGCAUUUCUUGCUGGUGCGAUCCUACCUAACAGGAUCGAAGAAUGAGUAGUUUAUACAUGCCCAAUCACUCGUGGGUUUUGUAUGUCAAGUGUGUAGCAUGAGGCCCCUGAUUUUUAAUUUAAUGUGUGUAAAAUAUAUUUUUAGACACUUAAAACAAUAAUGGCAAAUUGAGCGUUUAGUUUUUGGUUUUUGAGCUGGUGGCUCUUCUGCCUUCUUAAUGUUGUAAUCCUGGAAAAUAUAGGCGAUCUAAAUUCAUACAUCAUUCAUUUUCCUUGUAUUGUAACAAAUUCCUCACUGACGUUGUACUUGAGAAUGAUGGCAAUAGAAUGGGUCCUAUAGUACCCAUUUUCAUAUCAAUAUUUUAAAAAAUUACACUUAGC